Molecule: messenger RNA, 1524 nt
Organism: Penicillium verhagenii
Lineage: Eukaryota; Fungi; Ascomycota; Eurotiomycetes; Eurotiales; Aspergillaceae
Product: cytochrome P450
Exons: 4
Coding region: 1-1524 (507 amino acids)
Molecular function (GO): monooxygenase activity; heme binding; oxidoreductase activity, acting on paired donors, with incorporation or reduction of molecular oxygen
Source: RefSeq, a predicted model, not a curated record
AUGGCCAAGUACGCGCCCACUUUGCCUUUCCGCUCAGGCAUUACACUUCUAGCAUCUGUUCUUCUACUGAUCCCCAUCUAUGUCAUUGGCCUCAUCAUCUACAAUGUCUACUUCCACCCUCUGGCCAAGUACCCAGGGCCCAAGUCCAUGGCAGCAACACGCAUCCCCAACAUGCGUAUGGUUGCAGCGGGCGAGGCCCAUAGAUUAAUACCCCAAUUGCACGAAAAAUACGGACCCGUCGUCCGAGUUGCCCCCAAUGAACUCUCCUUUACAACAAGCGGCGAAGCCUGGAAGCCAAUCUACGGCACUCGCCCAGGGCAUAGCCAAAAGCCAAAAAAUUACCUCUUUUACCAAGAGCCCAUUGGCAAUGUCCCAAACAUUAUCAACUCCAACGAUGCAGACCACACCCGCUUCCGUCGCUCGCUAUCCCAUGCAUUCUCUGACAGUUCUCUGCGGGGCCAGGAGCCCAUCAUCAAAGGCUAUGUUAACCUGUUCAUUCAACGACUGCAUGAAAUCACAAAGGGCGGGUCUACACCCGUUGAUAUUGUCUCGUGGUACAACUUCACCACGUUCGAUGUCAUCGGAGACCUAGCCUUUGGCGAGCCCUUUAACUGUCUUGAAAACUCAGAUUAUCACCCAUGGGUGAGCAUGAUCUUUGCAGGCGUCAAAGCUGGAGCUUUGAUCGGGUUAAUCCGCCGUGUGCCCUACUUGGAGCAUCUGAAGAAAUAUCUCGCGCCCCGGAAACUACUAGCUGCGAAGAUGGAUCAUGAAAAAUUGACAAUGGAAAAGGUUCAAGUUCGGAUGGGAAAAUCCAAUGAAAGACCUGAUUUUUUUGCGAACAUUCUUACGCAAAAAGACCCUGCGAAAGCUUUCAGUGAAGGCGAGCUCUACUCAAAUGCGAGUCUGUUGAUCAUUGCUGGCUCAGAAACCACUGCUACUUUGCUUGCGGGGGUGACCUAUCUGCUGUUAAGAAGCCCCCAUGCUCUGACCAAGCUCAACGAAGAAGUCAGGGGGGCUUUCAAGUCGGACGAAGACGCUACUCUGGAGGCUUGUAAUCAGCUGUCUUAUCUGCAAGCUUGUCUAACUGAGGCCCUUCGAAUGUACCCUCCAGUCCCCGUUGGCUUACCUCGUGUUAUUGAUAGCCAGGGUGACAUGAUUGACGGUAACUGGGUACCAGGAGGCAUAACUGUUUCUGUCUCCCAUAUAGCCACAUAUAACUCCGAGGGGAACUUCAAGGACGCAAAGCAAUUCAUGCCAGAGCGUCAUCUCGAUGAUCCUCGGUUCGCUUCUGACAACAAGGAUUCAAUGCAACCUUUCAGCUUCGGUCCAAGAAACUGUAUUGGUCGCAAUCUUGCUUAUGUUGAAAUGCGCAUGAUUCUUGCUAGAAUGAUUAUCAACUUCGAUAUGGAGCUGGCCGAGCCUCAUUUGGAUUGGAUGGACCAGAAGACGUAUAACUUGUGGGAGAAACCACCAUUGAUGUUGAAUCUCAUCCCGAGGGAUCUGGCUAUAUCGGAGAAGGCUUGA